This is a messenger RNA of Penicillium lagena, 5502 nucleotides long. It is a transcript of the gene iml1, whose product is annotated as GTPase-activating protein IML1. The record is from RefSeq and is a predicted model, not a curated record. Bases 1 to 5502 code for a protein of 1833 amino acids. NCBI's taxonomy places the organism in Eukaryota, Fungi, Ascomycota, Eurotiomycetes, Eurotiales, Aspergillaceae. The transcript has a single exon. Gene Ontology annotation, cellular component: GATOR1 complex. Gene Ontology annotation, molecular function: GTPase activator activity. Gene Ontology annotation, biological process: positive regulation of autophagy; intracellular signal transduction; negative regulation of TORC1 signaling.
AUGUCUUUGCGCGGGCCCAUGAGGCGGUCGCAUCUGCGGCAGGUGAGCGCUGCGAGCCUGGAGACCAUUUCCACCGUCAACUCCCGGGAGACGGCACGCCGUGAUCGAGACCCGACACUGGACGAGAGGAUUGUCCGUGGGCCCUCCACGCAAUUGACGCGGCGCCAAUGCACCCUUUGGGUUCAUGAUGAGAUGUUUUCACGCGAGGAGAUCCUGCUGAAUCAAUCGGCGUUCGGCGAGACUGGCGUGCAGGUCGGCGACGUGGUCGAGAUUCUGCCCAUCCGCGCAUCUGGAGACACGGUCCACUCCACUCUGAAGCCAGAAGCCGCAGUCAAAACGGCUCGUGAAGGCUCUGCUGAGUUGAAUACGACACUCCAGGCACACGAUUCUUCCAAGUUUAAGACUCCAUUGCAGACUCGUUGUUUGUUCGUGGUGAAGCCCCUCCCGCAGGACAUUAGGCAUCCUCAGUUGGAGAUAUCCGUGACGAAUAAUGUGGCCAAUAUAUUUGGUCUCAAUAACAGAUCGCAGGUUUUGCUCUCAGUUGUUGACCGCGAGCAAUGUGCCGCAUCUCAUGUCGAUAUUGCCUUCCGCGACCAGUUCAUGGUCCGCUCGGACAUGUGGAGACUGGUCAUGUCUGAACUUGUAGACAAGAUUAUCUACAAGGGACAGAAGAUCAUGUUCAUGGGCAGCAUCAAGGCUACCAUCAAGAACAUUUUCAUCAGGGAGAAGAAGGUCCUCUCAGGCUACUUUUCUCCCCACACCAUCCCGGUCUUCCGCAGCGAAUCAGCCAAAUACGUUCUCUUCAUCCAGAUGUCGAGAGAAAUGUGGGACUUUGACUCGGAAGGGACAGGCGACAUCCUCUUCAGCAGGGUCAUUAAUGGCUUCUUGCCGGAGCUUUUCAAGCGUUGGGCAAGUUCGGAAGCGAAACAUCUUGUCACCAUCGUUCUCUUUACUCGGGUCGAAUAUGACCCAUCCACCAUCCCUAGUCUCUCGAAGCUCAACUCGGGCAACCUGAAGAGUUCGUCUAGUGUGAACAACGUUCCAACCCGCGAUUUUUAUCGAGUAGUUGUCAACGACAUGGCAAGCGGCCACUGGACCACCAUUUUGGACGAAUUGAAAAAGGAUUUCAGGUCCUUCUUGAGGGAUGUCUCGAUGUUAAGGGCGGAUGACAUUGAUGCGCCAAUUGGCAGCGGACUCAAGCAUUCUUCCAAGCCGCAUACCGCGACCAUUGCCGGAAGACCUAGCUCGGCUCUGCGUGGUAACAUUCUGGAAGCAAUUCACCUUGCCUCUGCGCACUUAGCUUAUGACCAUAUUGACCGAGACAUGGUUCAUACUGGUACUUCAAUUAUUGUUAUCACACCCGGCAGUGGCGUUUUUGAGGUAUCGUACGAAUCUCUGGUAUCUACGACUGAGGCACUUACAAACCGCGGUAUUGCCAUCGACUUGGUCUGUCUGAGCCCAAUGCCUCUCCACUCUGUUCCUCUCUUCAAGUACCGCGAGCCAGUGGAUCAACCAACCAGCGCUGCAUCCAACUCAGGGGAUGUACACCGGUCGGGUACGUCACCCGAGAUCCAUCAUUCAAUGUCCAGCCUUGUCAGCAGAACUUCUUACCUUUCUCCUGGAUCAUAUCUUUCCACAUCAAGAAUAAGGGGUCAAACGAAUUCCCAAUCUAGGGACUGGAGUUAUGGCAUUCCUCAUUGGCUUGAUGUCUCUUAUUGGAACCCUGAAACAUACCGAGAAGCUCGACGGAUCCUCAAGAAAGACCCCAACGCGCCUAUUCCUUUUACUGUUACUCGCCCAUCAAAGGCAUUUACUCCUCGAGUAAGGAUGUAUGAGAUCCAAAUGAUGGGAAUUAUGGAAAGCGAGCAAUCGAACAUUUCCAUACCUUACCUCUUGGAAGGACACGGUGCGUCAAGGUCGCGAAAUUUCUGGUCUGGGUAUACUCCAGCCGCUCGUGGACCUACCAAAACUCGCUUUGCACCCUCACCGAUGAAAGUACAAUUCGGUGAUAGUUUGCGACCCGAGCCAUUUCUCCAAAGUGUUGCAAACCAAACCGAGUUGCAGGCUCGUGCUCCACAAGAAUCACGAAAGGACGUGAUAUCUUGGAUGGAUAAUUAUGAUGAAGCUGUCUUCAGUCCAUAUCCAAGACGGAAGCAAGCCCUGAAGUCCUCAAAACAGAAGCGCCUUAGUGAGCCGGAGGUUCAAGCGGCGGGUGCACAUGAACGGCUAUCUGCACGGUCGAUCUCUCGGCUGAGAGAGCAUGAGAAGAGUGUGUCCGAGUCCAGUUAUUCUCCGGGAGGUCCUCGAAAGAUCGAGACCCCUUCGGCAGCUCCUCAGAGUCCUGUCUCGAUCAAAGGCUCUCCUGCGAAAACCCCAACAUUGAAAGUCGCACCAGCAGCCUCGCGAAUUUCCAGAACGAUCAGUUUUGCGCUUCUGGGCUUGAGUGCCACUCCUCCAAGAGCCCAGGCAAGCACAGGAGUCAAUAUAGCGCACGCCAGUGCUUUACCAAUGACAAAUCAAAGGGCGUCUGGGAUAGCUCUUUCCGAUUCACGGAGCGUUACCUCUUUGAGUCCCUCAGAAAUGACAUCAACUUCCACUGUCGUUGAUCCGUCAUCAAGACCUUCCACACCUCCAAGAUCCUCACAGGACACCAGAGUGACACCAUCCAAGCCAAUAUCCAUUAGGCCCCCAACAAAGAAGUCUCCAGAGAACCCAGAACAGCCUGCACGUGCCCGCACCCGUGGGUCAUUAUCUACGUCUGCUGCAGAUGCCCCAUUCAACGAGGACAGCCAUGGAGGGGAUCAAAGCCGAGCUCACAGUCCCAAAUUUGAGUUCAAGAUGAAUCCCAGCUUGCGCGAGGUAUCCACAAAACCUUCGGCGAGCAAAGCUUUGUCUCCCUGGGUCCGAUCUGUCAAUCCUUGUAAUACCCCCAAAGGCGUUUUGCGUAACACUACCUGGUUUGGUCGCUGGCAGCAUGCAUAUCCCAGACCUCCGCACGUUGCGGUUGUCAAAUGGAAAAGCUUGAAAUCCCCUGCAGUGCUACCACUGACAACCGAGGAGUUCCCGACGGCUGUUGAACUAUCGUCUGAUUACCUGCAAACGCCCUACCGUGUGUUUCCAAACGAGGAGGCAGAAGGUACUGAAGCGCCGAAAACACGGGGUAUUCUUCUGCGAGAAAUGAUUUCUCUGCGUCUUUCUCAUGGAUUUCAACUGGUCGUUGGAAAGGGUGUGGCCGAGGUCUCAGGACAGCCCGCUCUUGCAACCUUCAACGUCUUCGAUUGCCUAGGUCUGGAGCGGGAUGGAGUUACCGUAUUCCUGUCCAAGGGUAACCUGAUUCAUCGUUUGGUUUGUGUGGAUGGCGCUGAGGUAGAGGUGACACGGUUCACUCAUCAGACAUCGGCGACGCUCACGUCUCCUCGGAAAUCUACCUUCACCCUAUACCAGCCAGCCAUGAGAACAAUUCUGAGCCCGGAAUAUGAAUUGAAAGACAUCAAACUCGAUCCUACAGCGGAGGAGUACAACUGGAACUAUGCCGACAAUUAUGUGGCCGGGCAUCGCGACUAUCUCCAGAACCCCGCACAACAGCUACACUUCUGGCGAGUGCGAUAUGUGUUGAUCCCGAUGCAUCUCCAUGUCAACUCCCGUCGCCACCUGCAAUCUUUCAAUGAGGACAACGAAGAAGAAAUUCAUAUCCUUGGUAUCAGCCAACUGACUUCUAUCUGGCAACGGCACAAGUACAUAUCUUCGGAAGAAAAACGGUUCGAAACAUCCAAUCCCAAGAGAGACCAGAACCCCCUCAACAUCAUGUACCAAACGCGGAACCCGUCGGAAGUGGUUGCGGCCGAACUCGAUCGAUUACUACUCACCGACCCGGGGCUUGACAACCCGCCCGCUCAGCUGUUACCCGAGUCUGAGUUACUGGAUAGAUCUAGCAUCAACUUGUCCUCAUUGGCCCAUAUCAUUCAAGGCGACAAGGGUGUACGAAUGAUGGAUCGACGAUGGCAUUGGAGGCUACAUUACAACUGCUUUAUUGGCUUUGAAUUUACCAGCUGGCUACUGCAGAACUUCCGUGGUAUUGACACUCGGGACGAAGCGGUUGACUUUGGCAAUGAGUUGAUGAAGCAUGGUCUGUUCCAGCACGUGGAAAAGAGACACAAUUUCCGAGAUGGUAACUACUUCUAUCAAAUCUGCGCCGAUCAUCGAGUUUCACGCCCAGAAUCUCGAGGCGGUUGGUUCCCCCAGCUACGAUCUGAUAAAGAUAAAUCAUCGAUGCCAUCGACACCCGCCAUAGGCAAUGCGAAGGACUCCCCUUCAAGCCUCCACGCUCGAUCCGACAGUAUUGAUGAACGAGCGCCGCCAACGCCCAGCACGCCGUCAAAGUCCAAGAACAAAGUGGCCAUCAUGCUUUCCAAAUGCUUGAAGUAUGAUGUUGACCCGCGCAAGCGCUCAAACCGACCAGAAGUGAUUGACCUUCACUAUGAUCGGCUCCACAAUCCUGAGAACUGCUUUCAUAUUGAGCUUAGUUGGAUGAGCACAACUCCGAAGCUGAUUGAAGAUACCGUGCAUUCGUGGGCUUCGACUGCUGAGAAGUUUGGGCUCAAAUUGGUACAGGUGCCGGUUUCCGAAGGCUCUGCCAUCGACAAGACACAGCCGUUCCGCAAGCCAUAUCGAAUCAAACUGACAGUACCCCCACCCAAAGGACCUGCACCUACUGUCUUCAAUCAGACAUCGUUUGCUCAACCUGGGCCUCCAGAUCGUCAUUACUAUCAGAAACAUAUUCUCCGCAAAUUCGACUUUGUGCUCGACUUCGAGGCAUGCUCUGCGUUCCCGGCAGAUGUAGAAGUCUCGUACUCCUGGGGAAAACCGGACUACCUUUAUUCGCAAUUCAUCCACCGGUCCGGAAGUAUCAUAGCCCAAAUCACAGAUGAGGGAGAGUUUCUGCUCCUCGCCAACAGGCUGGUCAGCACUCGCGGCACCGUGAGUCGGGACACCGCUCGCCAUGAGCAUCACGGGCGACCAGAAUAUCGAACCCGUGCCGCCACCCACGAUGGACUCGACCGUGCCUCUCCCCGGCUAUCACCGAUCACUCGCCCGCUACUCGAGGUCGGCAGUCCCAUACCCUCGCAACCGAUCGACUCUGGGAAUCUGUAUCGAGCGCCCGAACACGUCCUCAACGGCCUAAUUGAAUUUUGCAGUGAUCCCGCACAACUAGUGCAGUUCUACAGCGUGGCACAUGCACGUCCUAUGUCUACGAAGGUUGAGCCCGCCGCUACGCACGUCACAGACUCGUCGAUUCCGUCGCUCGAGCUUCCUGCCAGUGUGGUCAGCCACCACAUUUCGCCACCACCAGUCUUAGGUUCGAGGGAGACCGAAUCAAGAGAUUUCCGUGAAGGAGGAGGUGUUUUGUCUCCCGAAGCUGUGCGGGCCCGGGCUCGUGCUGAAAGCUUGAGCUAUAAAGGGAGUCCUCGGAGUGGUGGUCUGCGGCCGUUGCCGUUGAGCUGA